Dictyostelium purpureum is the source of this 585-nucleotide messenger RNA. RefSeq lists its product as uncharacterized. The record is from RefSeq and is a predicted model, not a curated record. Bases 1 to 585 code for a protein of 194 amino acids. Gene Ontology annotation, biological process: protein secretion; regulation of exocytosis. The transcript is spliced from 2 exons. Gene Ontology annotation, molecular function: GTP binding; GTPase activity. NCBI's taxonomy places the organism in Eukaryota, Evosea, Eumycetozoa, Dictyosteliales, Dictyosteliaceae.
AUGGAAAAAACUAUUGUAAAGAUAAUUUUAGUUGGGGAUCUUGGAGUUGGUAAAACAAGUUUAACAUUAAGAUACACAGAGGAUAGAUUCGAUUCAGAAAAUUCAUUUAUAUUAUUAGAUCAAGACUUUAAAAUAAAAGAAUUUUUAUUUGAUCGUAAUGUUUUAAGGGUCUAUAUUUGGGAUACUUUUGGUCAAGAGAAAUUUAAAACAAUAGGUGUAUCAUUUUAUAGAGGAGUAAAUGGUACAGUUUUAGUAUUUGAUAUUACAAAUAGAGCAUCCUUUGAAAGAUGUAUAACAUUUUGGUUUAACGAAGCAAAAAGAUACACAAGAGUCAAUUCCGAAAUGGUUUUAAUAGGAACGAAAUUAGAUUUAGUUGAACAUAAAAUCGCUGAAAGAGCAGUGUCUUACGAGGAAGCCAAAUCUUUUGCAGACGAAAUGGGUAUUCAAUAUUUAGAAACAUCAUCAAAAUAUAAUUUAAAUGUGACACAGUUGUAUGCAGAUUUAAUAAAUGGAAUUGUAGAAUCACAAAAUGUAUUUGAAGGUAAUAAUCAUAAUUAUAAUAAAAAAAAUUGUAUAAUAAAUUAA